AUGACCAUCGACAUCUCCCCCGCCAGCGACGACCCCUCUGCGAUCUGUAGAGACUUCGACCAUGUAGUGUUCUACGUGAGCUCGCCAAAAUUGGUAGCAAACUACUUGUGUAGAACAUUCGGGUUCUCCGUGUAUGCGUACAAGGGCUUGGAAACAGGCUCGAAGGACAUCUCUGCAACGGUGAUCAAGAACGGCAACGUCCACUUCGUCCUCAUGGGCGCGAUCCGGCCGUUGCACAAACAGCCAAAAGACCAGAUGAUCGACAACAUUCACAAGCACAUCGCAACGCACGGCGAUGGUGUCAAAGAUGUGGCUUUCCAGACAGACGACAUCAAUUUGAUCAUCAAGCGGCUAGCAGAGAAAGAUCACUCCCAUUUGAUUGUCGAUGGCCCGAACACCAUAACUGACGAGGCAGGGACAAUCAAGACGGUCACCAUCCGCGGUAUGAACGAUACAGUGCACACGCUGGUUGACAGGACCCAGUACAAGGGUUUCCUACCGGGGUUCAAGAUUGUGGAGCAAGAAGACGCCCUGUCGGGCACUUCGCCGAAGGUGGACAUGGCGGCAAUCGACCACUGUGUUCAGAACGAGGACUGGAACCAAAUGCUUAAGACUUGUGAGUUCUAUAAGGAAAACUUCAACUUUCACGUUUUCUGGUCGGUUGAUGAAAACCAGAUUUACACUCAGUACUCAGCCUUGAAAUCCACAGUCAUGAGUUCUGAAAAUGAACACAUCAAAAUGCCUGUCAAUGAGCCAGCCAUCGGUUUGAAAAAGUCACAGAUUGAAGAGUUCAUUGAGUUCAACAACGGACCAGGAAUUCAGCACAUCGCAAUAAGAGUCGACAAUAUUAUUGACACAAUCAAAAAAAUGAGGGAAAUGGGAGUUCAAUUCAUUGAUGUCCCAGAUGAGUAUUAUGUAAAUUUAGAGCAAAAAUUGAAGAGCUCCAAACACCCAAAGAUCAAGGAGACUCUCAAAUCUGUUAAAAAGUUGGGCAUUUUGGUGGAUUUUGAUGAAAAAGGUUAUUUGCUUCAAUUAUUUACCAAGCCAAUUUUUGAGAGACCUUCCUUCUUUUUCGAAAUAAUCCAAAGGAACAAUUACAAUGGUUUCGGUGCGGGGAAUUUCAAGGGCUUGUUCGAAGUGUUGGAAAAAGAUCAAGAAAAGAGAGGUAACCUUACUGCACAGGACGUCAAGGACCGCACAAGAGGCUUACCUCCUAAGCCAAAGACAACUAAUUUCAAAAGUGAAAUAACAGACGAUGAUAUCGCAGACGCAAUCAAUUAUCUGGUGUGA
Pichia membranifaciens NRRL Y-2026 is the source of this 1290-nucleotide messenger RNA. RefSeq lists its product as hypothetical. The record is from RefSeq and is a predicted model, not a curated record. Gene Ontology annotation, biological process: L-tyrosine catabolic process. Lineage: Eukaryota; Fungi; Ascomycota; Pichiomycetes; Pichiales; Pichiaceae. The transcript has a single exon. Gene Ontology annotation, molecular function: 4-hydroxyphenylpyruvate dioxygenase activity. The coding region runs from base 1 to 1290 and encodes 429 amino acids.